Messenger RNA from Anopheles marshallii, 2145 nucleotides. It is a transcript of the gene Gga, whose product is annotated as ADP-ribosylation factor-binding protein GGA1. Gene Ontology annotation, biological process: vesicle-mediated transport; intracellular protein transport. The record is from RefSeq and is a predicted model, not a curated record. Gene Ontology annotation, cellular component: trans-Golgi network. The transcript is spliced from 6 exons. Gene Ontology annotation, molecular function: ubiquitin binding; small GTPase binding; phosphatidylinositol binding. Lineage: Eukaryota; Metazoa; Arthropoda; Insecta; Diptera; Culicidae. The coding region runs from base 1 to 2145 and encodes 714 amino acids.
AUGGAUGUACGCACGGUUCUCGAUAGCUAUUUGCGGAAAGCCGUCCAUCCGAACAAUCACGAUUUGGACGUGUCCGCAAUCGAUCAGUUCUGUCUGACGUUGAAAAAGGAUCCGUCCAAGAUGUCCAUUGCCCGGGAGCUGCUUGUAAGCCGGAUACAGUCUCCCAACACGAAGGAAUCAUUGCUUGCGCUAGAGGCGCUGGAAGAAUGCAUGGAAUCGUUGGGCCGGGAGUUUCGGUCGGAAAUAAACAAGUUUCGGUUUCUCAACGAACUGAUCAAGAUGGUUUCGAAGAAGUACAACGGUGACCAAACACCGCGCGAAGUUUCCGACCGUAUUCUAAACAUUCUACUUACCUGGACGAACAAGUACGAUCCGUGCGAUUGUGAUAAAAUACAGGAAGCGUAUAAUCUGCUUGCAACCCAGGGCAUUCAGCAUCGGUCACAGCAGAACGUGAUCAUCCGCGGUCCACCGGUCCGACAUCCGGACGAGCGUGGUCCGGUGCUGGACAAGGAGCAGCAAAAGCUGAAACAACUCAUCAGCAGCGGUAAGCCGGAAAACUUUGAGAAAGCGAACCUGCUGAUACAGAAUCUGUACCGGGACGAGGAACGCCGUACACAGAUGAAGAGUCGCCGGUUGACCGAGCUGCAGAAGGUGGCAGAAAAUACGAAGCUGCUGAACGAAAUGUUGGAUCAGUAUCGGGCCGGUGAAACGUCGGACGAUGAGUUGGCGAUACUGAGUGAAAUUUAUGAAUCGUGUGAAAGUGCCCACCCAACGAUUGUCCGGCUGGCGGAAGAAACACAACACAGCGAAGAAAUGCUCGUUCAGUCUCUUGAGAGCGGAUGCAAGAAUGUAGGAAAAUUCUGGAGUUUAGCUAGUGAAUUUGAAAAAAUAUUCGAAGUUAAUGAUGCGCUUACGCUAGCGUUGGAUAAAUAUCGCGUAAAAGUACUUCAUCAACAACCGGCAGAGCGGGUAGCGCUGGCACAGCGUAACACCGACGAGUCGAUGACACUUCCCGCCAUAAACUACACACCCAACAUUACGCGACCGGAAGCACUGGACACACUGUUCGAUGUGUCCAGUGAUGUACCGGGAAGUGGUGGCAGUGUAACUACUACCUCGCAGCGUUCAAACUAUGACGAUUUGAGUGACAUAUUCUCGUCAUCUGGCAGCAACGGAACGCCCGGCGACGGUAAACUGCUGCCGGAAGCGAUUGCCCACAGUGGUGUACCAACCGCGUCCGGGUACGGCAUUAACGGGUUGAAAGCGAACGAAACCAAAUCCAAAGAUAAUCUGAUGGAAUUAAAUUCCAUUCUCAGCAGCAUUAGGAAUAACGCCAGUGCAUCUUCUCCGGCGGGUUCGAUAGGCACAAAACCGAUUGUACCAUCGAUGGGUAGUGCUGCUAAGAAAACUUCACCAACAACAGCAGCAGCAGCGGCACAGAAUGGUUCUAGUAGUGGUGCUGGAUCGUCUAGCAAAUCCAUUCCCGAACUGGAUUCCAUCAUUAGUGGUAUGAAAGCGACCCUGCUUUCGGGACCGGCGGUGGCUUCCGACGAGGUACAGCAAUCUGUUUCAACACCAAAACCUGAACCGUCCGAAGCAGGAUCGGAAGAAGAUGAUCCCAUUUUGGCAGCACCGGUUACAAAAUCUCUACAAACCCCAUCAAAUUCGGAGCAAAGCGUGCCAGUCGAGGUUCUUGUGGCCAAGCCGGAAUUGAAAGCACUGGCGGACAUUGUGAUCGAUCUUGAUUGUAUUCAGCCGAGCCGGGAACCGUCACGUACCGUGCUGGAUGAUAAGGAAGGCCUUCAGAUUACGCUUAACUUUGCAGCCGACCAUCCACGGCCUGAUGUGACGGUGAUUGUUAUUUCCACGAUUAAUCAGGGCCGUACCAGCAUUCCCAGUUUUCAGUUCGAUGCGAGCGUACGGAAGCCUUGCAAGUUGAGACUGUUGUCACCGUCUGCCACCAGCCUACCCGGUACGAAACCGUUCCGACCGCCGGCGGAUGGUAUUACGCAGGUGCUGCUGCUGGCUAACCCGACCGGUGAACCGGUCGAUCUGACCUGCAUCCUGACGUACCUGGUGGGUGACGAUCCAGAUCCGAUCAAGGAAUCGAUCGUUAUGCAGGCGGUACCAUCGGUGCGAGAAUGA